UUGUUUUGGUCCUAUCAUUUUUUUCUUAGAUCGUCGCGUAAAGUUUCUGGAAUUCCUGUAAUUUUUGUCCCCGGUAGCUCCGGUUCGGUUGAGCAGAUUCGUUCCAUUGGUUCAAUUCUUCAUAAUAAAACUGAAAACAGAAAUUCUCCUUUCAGUUUUGAUGUCUUUGGUAUCGAUUUCAAUCAGGAAUUAUCUGGGAUAUCAGGAAUGUACCUGGAAAGACAAAUUCGAUUUCUUCGAUUAGCUGUUGACAAAAUAUGGAAUAUGUAUUCACCACAACCAGUUGGGCUUAUAUUUGUUGGACAUUCAAUGGGUGGUAUUAUUAUUCGAUCAUUAUUUUAUAGUCAUGAUUUUGAUUUAUCACGGAUAUCGCUGGCAAUUACUCUUGCCACUCCACAUAGUGCUCCUCCCUUUGUGUUUGAUUACUACAUGGAAAGAUUCUACGAGAAAAUGCGUUUGGAAUGGAAAGAACGAGCGGAACAAAUAAAAAAUAUUACAGUCAUUUCGAUAUCAGGUGGAUUAAAAGAUAUAUUAGUCCCUGAACACUUAACUCAAGAUUCAGGCAUUCAUCAUUUUUCAACAACUUCUAUCGAUACAGUAGAAGUCGAAGUUGAUCAUUUAUGCAUCGUUUGGUGUAAUCAACUGCAAAGGUAUUUUUUCAUACUUUUGAAUUCUAUUUUAAAUUUGUUUAUUUAUUUAUUUAUAUUAAUGAAUAAUAAUGUGAAUAAAUAA
Dracunculus medinensis (Guinea worm) is the source of this 732-nucleotide messenger RNA. The record is from the annotation of a GenBank genome assembly. NCBI's taxonomy places the organism in Eukaryota, Metazoa, Nematoda, Chromadorea, Rhabditida, Dracunculidae.